AUGGAAGCAUCAAAAGUUAUUGACACCCCCAUUGCCACAGUUACGCGUCUAGACAUGGAUGAACCUGGUUCCCUUGUAAAUCAAACCAUGUACAGAGGCAUCAUAGGAUCACUCCCGUAUCUCACUGCAAGCAGACCAUACAUUGUGUUCAGCGUGGGUCUCUGUGCAAGGUUACAAUCAAAUCCAAAGGAGUCUCAUAUGAAGGCUGCUAAAAGAAUAUUGAGAUAUCUUAAAGGAACGCAAGACCUGGUUCUCUACUAUCCCUCAAGUGACAACUUUGAUCUAGUUGGGUAUGUUGAUGCUAAUUAUGCAGGAUAUCUGGUGGACAGUAAAAGCACGUCUGGAAUGGCACAUUUUCUAGGUUCUUGUCUCAACUCAUGGGGUACAAGGAAGCAAAACUCGGUGGCACUCUCAACUGCAGAAGCGGAAUAUGUAGCAGCUGCCUCUUGUUGUGCUCAAUUGCUAUGGAUCAAACAACAGCUAGAAGACUUUAGAGUAUUCUUUGAUUGUGUGCCCCUCUUGUAA
This is a messenger RNA of Nicotiana tabacum (common tobacco), 525 nucleotides long. Its product is annotated as secreted RxLR effector protein 161-like. The record is from RefSeq and is a predicted model, not a curated record. Lineage: Eukaryota; Viridiplantae; Streptophyta; Magnoliopsida; Solanales; Solanaceae.